Molecule: messenger RNA, 1697 nt
Organism: Thunnus maccoyii (southern bluefin tuna)
Lineage: Eukaryota; Metazoa; Chordata; Actinopteri; Scombriformes; Scombridae
Exons: 2
Coding region: 575-1636 (353 amino acids)
Source: RefSeq, a predicted model, not a curated record
AAAAAAAGAGAGCUGUAGGCGAUAUUCCAUGUAAAACUGUCACAUGAGUGAGACCUGCUCGACAAGUUGAGAUUAAAAUAAUUUUACAAGCAUUCAAACGGAGUUACAAACCCAUGCAGCUGUAGCAGGUUUUGUUUGAAGCAUUUUAUUUGCAGUCUUUAGUGUGACAAGAGCUGUUUACAGCUAUCCCACAGACUGGUUGAGACUAAUCCUGGAUUACAAUGCUCAUAUCAGUGUCCUUGUGGCUCAAGGGGUGAUAGACAGGCUCAUCGUAUGGUUUUUGACAUUUUAAGUAUCUAACAAAAUGUUAAUGCCAUGGAACUAAAAUUUUGAAUGUAUUUUGGAGAUCACCAUUAUAAAAACAUCCAUGAUUCAAGAGUGCGCUGUUGAUUUAUCAAAAUCGUUUUCUCAAAAGUGGAGUACUCACUGAACACUGUGUUUAAGGUCUAUGCUAAAGCCAUGAGUCACACUUUUUCUAAAAGGUUACACCAGCAGAAGGAGCAUGAACUGGGCAGGUAGUCUCCUGUAGAGUACUUCCUCAACCCUCCUGUGAUAGACACCUGGUCAAGAGUCUAUGCCAGAUCUUCUUACAGCUGUGAAGAUCUUGGCCGGCUCUACAGUUGAGAUUGCAGCAGCAUCUGUUGGUGAGACAAGUCUGGUGAAAGCUGUACGACAAAUAGAAGAAGAUGGAAAGAGUUUGGAUUCCCCGCUGGAGGUGUUAGAACCAGAAAUCCUGGAGGCGACCGCCGAGGUGAUAGCUAAAGAAGGAUCUGAAGAGGCUGCUGUUGAGGUGAAUGAGGAGGAGCUGAAGUCUGCAGAGGUGCCUACUGUUGAGGAAGUGGCUGACACAGAAGAUGCAGGAACUCCAGUUGUUGAGGAGGUGAUUAAAGAGGAGACAUCUGCUCCUGCUGCAUCAGAGGAGGAGGAGGUGGCAGCUGCACCUCUUCCUGAGGAACCUGCAACUCCAGCACCUACAGUGGAGGAGGUGGAAGAAGUUCAGGCUGAGGAUCAGGCUCUGGUCCCUGAAGCUGCCCCUGAGGAGGCUGUGACCUCUACAGAGGCCUCACCUGAAGAUGCUACUGCCGCUGAGGAGGCUUCACCAGCUGAGGAGGCUUCACCCGCUGAGGAGGCUUCACCUGCUGAGGAGGCUUCACCCGCUGAGGAGGCUUCACCUGCUGAGGAGGCUUCACCUGCUGAGGAGGUCACCACCACUGCUGAAGAUACUCCAGUGGAAGAAGAAACACCGGCUGUUGAGACAUCAGUGGAGGAGGCAGCAGCUGAAGCUCCAGCGGAGGAGACACUUGAAGCUGUGUCAACACACACAGAAGCUGCAGUUGUGUACUCAGCUCAGCUGGCAGCAGCCUCAGCCGGGUCAGACCUGGAGGUUCUUUCAGCUGCUGAACCAGAAUCUGCAUCAGAGGCUCCAGUGCAAGAGACCAAGCACUGCCACUCUUGUCACUCUGCUCCAUCAGCAGGAGAGGAGGUGGCGCCACCUGCUGCUGUAGAAGGGCAGCUGGAGGUCCAGCUGGUCAGUGCAGGAGCUGUGGAUAUAACACAUGAAGCCAAGGAGGAGGUGUCACUGGAGGAAGGACAAAGUAAGAACAUACUGUAUGAACUGCCAGUCAAACGUUUUUGAACACCCCUUACUUAUUUUAGCAUUAUCAAUAAUCCUACACAAUAGCUUCACCAAUUGCUUU